AUGCCCCGCUAUCGGUCUCUAGUCCUCCCCUUAAGCUUCGUCUCUGCUGUUUUCACCCCCACGCAAGGGCACCACUUGCCGACGACAAUCGACAUCUUGUCCUACAAUGACGUCUACGAAAUGCUGCAGGAUACCGUCGAGGGACUCAAGCUCGGUGGCCCGUCCCGGGUCGUCCCUAUCGCCAAAGCUAUGCGGCAAACAAAUCCCAAUAGCCUCGUGCUCUUUGCUGGGGAUACCGUCUCCCCGUCGCUCUGGUCCACGCAGUUCAAUGGGCAGCACAUGGUGCAGGCCCACAAUGCCAUCGGACUCGACUUUGCGUCACUGGGGAACCACGAAUUCGACUUUGGUCUUGAGAACUUUUUCAAUGUCACGGGAGCUUCUACGUUCCCGUGGCUGAACGCCAAUUGCUACGAACGGACGACGAACCAGUUGCUCCGGGGGACCGUGCCUUAUGCCAUCAAGCACCUCACGGACGCUCAUAACGGAGACCUUGUGGUCGGUAUCUUUGGUGUCAUGUACGACAUGAAGGACACGAGCAAAAGACUGUAUUGGGAAGACCCGAUCGAAGCUGCUCGAAAACAGGUCGCGACCUUGCAAGCAAAGCGCGUGGACUUUAUCAUUGCGUUAACGCACCAAGAUUUGGUUGACGACAAUCGCUUCUCGAAGGACGUAGCGGGAGUUGACUUGAUCAUUGGUGGUCAUGACCACACGUCAAUGCUGCAGACGAACUACGGCACACCGUACAUCAAAGCGGACUUUGACUUUCGAUCGAUCUGGAAGACGCACGUGAAGUAUUAUGCUGCUGAAGCAGGUACCGGUCGGAAGACCGUCAUGACGCACGAGGUUGUUCCGAUUGUCGAGAGCUUACCAACGGACAAGGCGCUGGAUGCCGUCAUUGCCAAGUACCGGACGCAGAUGGAAGCUCUGGAACAGCAAGUGAUCGGAACUCUAUGCGAAGACCUGGACCUUACUCAAGAGGCGGUCCGCACACGAGACAGCAAGAUCGGGUACCUCUUUGCUGACGCUGCUCGACAGUUUUACGGCACUGGUUCAGCUGACAUUGCCGUGAUGAACGGAGGUGGCAUUCGAGGUGAUAAGGUCGUUCCUGCUGGGAAUUUGUCACUUGGUGAGGUGUUGUCGUGGUCACCGUUUGGCAACACUUUGAUGACCAUUCAGACGAAUGGUGCAUCACUUAAACUGUUCCUCAACCGUGAGAUGGUUGGAAGUUGUGGGGCGAAUAAUGCCUUACAACAGAAUGGGUUCUACGUGCACCCCUCAGGCUUCAAGUACACCUACAAGUGCACGGGCGAAAGGGUUGGCACCGUCUCGAGCUUGACGUGGCACAACCACUUGACAAAUCGAGGCGAGAUCCAAGACACGGACGUGCUCGUCGUGGCGAUCAGCAACUUCCUGUACACGUCCGAGUUUAUUGUGAUCAAAGGUAUCAAUGCUAUCGUACGGACCAGCGAAGCUGAAGCCGAGCGCAUGGACUCGGCUCUGGAGGCGUAUGUCACGAAAUUCAGCAGCGGUAAUGUGUGUAUCCGGUCGAUGGAACAGCGCUCUGCCGUCUCCUUCUAA
Molecule: messenger RNA, 1578 nt
Organism: Peronospora matthiolae
Lineage: Eukaryota; Oomycota; Peronosporomycetes; Peronosporales; Peronosporaceae
Source: the annotation of a GenBank genome assembly